AUUCCGAUCAUUUAAAAAAUGUAAACAAGGAAGUUGGAUCGAAACACUUUCUUCCUGGUUACAGGCAUGAUUUUUCACACCUACUGCCACUAGUAGUGCCAGCAAAAUGACGUCUUUCCACGAAUCGAUUAAGGAAAUCUUAAAUGAGGUGGAAAAGUUUCUGGUAGAGACUAUCAAAAGGGAGAACUUGUCAAAGCCUUCCAAGGAUCACAAGCAGACAAUCCUCGAUAAGCUCAGCCGGCUGAGGGAGGAGUUUCCCCAGUUAGCCCCGGACAGAUCAGCAGACGAUGCCAAAACAGCUGACCAGAGUUUUACAGACGAGUCGUCCAGAACUGGAGGUAGUUCUAAUGCUGAUGAUGAGGACCAGUACGGAGAAUCUAACAUCCCUCCUAUUCCUGCACAAGAUUUAACGGACACAACCAAAUGUGGAUUCCUGGAAAAACGACAACGGAAAGGAGGACUAUUUGGUGGUCCUAAGCUACAGAAGAGAUGGUGUGCCAUUAAGCACAACAUUUUAUACUAUUACGAGUCAGCUAAGGAGCGGAAACAGCACGGUGCUCUUUACCUGAAUGGUUAUUCCAUGGAAGAUGCUCCCGACGCGGUGGAUAAGAAAGACCAAGCUCGACGUGAGCUGGCCUUCCAGCUUGUCUGUCCAGCAAAAAGAACAUACCAGUUUGUGGCUCAGUCGAAGGAAGAUUAUGAAGACUGGAAGGUUGCCAUCAUGAAGGGAGCUAUGGCUUCUGCCUCCAAGGAGAACUUAUUAAAUGAGGAUAACGAGCCUGGAGAGGUGUAUGAGGAUGUUGGACAGGGAGAUGAUGAAGUACCAGAGGAGUUGUACGACGACACUCUAGAGGAAACUCUUGAGCCCUCCCCCAAACCAGUACACAAGGGCCCCCCCUCCAUACCCCGACCUCUCCCCCCUGUGCAAGACGAGCCUACUUGUGACGAGAUCUAUGAUGAUACUGCUAUGGACGAUAUUCAGGAGGAAUAUGACGACUGUGUCACAGGUUCUCAGCCCCCUCCCACUCCCUCUAGAACCUUGCCUGAACUUCCUGGAUCCCGGAAACCUCUUCCUGCUGUUCCUCCCAUCCCUCCCCCAUCCACAGCCAAGCGCCUCCCUAACAUUCCAACUCCAGAAGUGCCAAAAGAGACCAAGCCGGAGGUCAAAAUGGAGCCCCAGAUUCCGCCGGAGCAGGAUUACGAGAACAUGUACCUGGGGAAAUGGGACUGCAAUGCUGAUCGAAAUAAUGAAUUAAACUUCAAAAGGGGAGAUAUCCUAUACAUCAUCAGUCGGGAGUUUGACAACAAAAGUUGGUGGGUUGCACAGCUAAAUGGAAAAUUUGGUCUGGUGCCAAAAACUUAUCUUAUACCUGCCUAUGAAUUGGCAAGAUGAAAAUCUGGCCUGAAUGAAUUCUGAAGAAGAGACAAUGACGUUCAGAGAGAUCUGGCUUUUAGUUUUUUAGCUCACCUGAGCCAAAGGCUUAAGUAAGUUUUUCUGAUCAAAACUUUCCAUUGUCCGUCAUUGUCGUCGUAAACUUUUCACAUUUUCAUCUUCUUCUCCAGAACCACUAGGCCAAUUUCAACCAAACUUGGCACAAAGCAUCCUUGGGUGAAGGGGAUUCAAGUUUCUUCAAAUGAAGGGCCAUGCACCCUUAAAAGGGGAGAUAAUCACAAAAAUGCAAAAAUAGGGUAGGGUCAUUUAAAAAUCUUCUUCUCAAGAACCACUGAGACAUAAAAGCUGAAAUUUAUAUGAAUUCAAAGUUUCCAGACAUAGUGGAGAUUCAAGUUUGUUAAAAUCAUGACCUCCAGGAGUAUGUUGGGACCACAAUAGGGAAUCAAAGUUAUAUAUGUGAAUUUAUUAUAUACUUUCAAUUUCAUCCCUUCUUUUUUCUUUAAAAGUUUGCGGGCAUAUAUCAUACGAUAUAUGCCUGGAAACAUUCCGGCCUGCAAACAUUACGUCACAAUCAAAUUUCUACACCGUUAAUUUUCAAAUUUUUCGUGUUUUUCAUCUUUUACUCAGUUAAACUGAUAAAGUUAUUGUUAAAAAUAAAAUUAUUGUUAGUUUCUAAAUGAAAUUGAAAGUAUAUAAUAAAAAGGUUAUAGGCUUUGUAUGGGAAAUAUGACGACCUCGUUUUUUGUCGCGAACGGACCUCGCAAGCUCGGUCCGUCUACGCGCCAAAAAACUCGGUCGUCAUAUUUUCCCAUACAAAGUCUAUAACCUAUAAAUGUAGAAAAAAUCUAAAGAACCACUGGGCCAGAAAGCAUUCUGAUAUUGUGUAAAUUCAAAUAUGUUCAGAUCAUAGCCCCCGGGGGUAGGGUGAGACCACAAUAGGGGAUUAAAGUUUUACAUGCAGAUACAUGUAUAAAGGAAAAUCUUUUUUUCCAUAACCACUGCGCCAAUUUCAAUCAAACUUUAACAAAUCAUUCUUGGGUGAAGGGGGUUCAAGUUUCUUCAAAUAAAGGGCCAUGCCACCUUCAAAGGGGGGAUAAUCACAAAAAUUUGAAAAGUUUUUUUCUGACCCAAGCUGCUUGUAUAAUGAUAGUUUUGCUCAAGCUUGUUCAUUGCUAGGAACUGUUACUCAGGUGAGCGAUGUAGCCCAUGGGCCUCUUAUUUAAACAAAUUGCUGAUUUAAUAAUAUCAAUACUGCAAGCUUUUUUUAAAUAUUAUUCGUGUGCAAUAUAGUGCGUCUUUUAAUAAGAUUUUUAAAAUCUUUUAAGAUUUACAAACAUGUUUUAUACAUGUACCAGUAUCUAUGCAAUAUUUUCGGUGCAGAAGAUUUUACCUUAAUAAAUACAAAUAUACAAAUUC
Molecule: messenger RNA, 2809 nt
Organism: Ostrea edulis (European flat oyster)
Lineage: Eukaryota; Metazoa; Mollusca; Bivalvia; Ostreida; Ostreidae
Product: src kinase-associated phosphoprotein 2-like
Exons: 7
Coding region: 107-1393 (428 amino acids)
Cellular component (GO): cytoplasm; plasma membrane
Molecular function (GO): protein binding
Source: RefSeq, a predicted model, not a curated record